Zerene cesonia (dogface butterfly) is the source of this 3112-nucleotide messenger RNA. It is a transcript of the gene Regnase-1, whose product is annotated as probable ribonuclease ZC3H12B. The record is from RefSeq and is a predicted model, not a curated record. Gene Ontology annotation, cellular component: cytoplasmic ribonucleoprotein granule; nucleus. Bases 156 to 1889 code for a protein of 577 amino acids. NCBI's taxonomy places the organism in Eukaryota, Metazoa, Arthropoda, Insecta, Lepidoptera, Pieridae. The transcript has 4 exons. Gene Ontology annotation, molecular function: RNA endonuclease activity; metal ion binding; mRNA binding.
AAGUAGCUGGAUCGUGAAUCGUCGCGAGUGUUUUAUUGAUGUUGAAUAUUCUGUUAUCGAAAUGGAAACGUAGCGACAUAAAUACUGUGUUAUCAAUGAUGCAACUAAAUUUGUGAUAAACGCGUUCGAUAGCCAUUUGUGCCGUAAUUAGAAUUAUGUCAAACGAUACUGAUUUGUUUAUAUCGAUACCGCGUUCUUCUUUAGCGGAAUUCUGUAAUAAAUAUCAUAAAUUAGUCGAAACUUUUUACUACGUUACGCUUUCUGAAACUACAUCAGUGGUUGCUGAGCGAAAUAAGGAUUUGGUUUACUUCAAAGUUUUAUUUAAUUUAAAUCCGGUGGACGAAAAAUUCAACCCCCAGGAAUUGGUGGAAAGAAUUCAGAAAUAUGUGGAGUCAUCACUGGGAUGGGCUGCAGAACGUGGCGAGGACUCGAGUUACGACUCGGAGUGCGAGGACGAGGGCGGGCACCGGACCGCGUCGCGUACUCCCUCCGACACCCUCGCGGCGGAGUUCGCAGAGUACGUCACACUUGCGCCGGCGCCGCCGCAGCCUAACCAGGCAAAAAUCGAGUUCGCCGUGAAACUCGGCUAUUCUGAGAGCCUAGCCCGCACGGCACUGAAGCGCUUAGGGCCGGACCCGCCUCGCAAUGAACUGUUAGCCGAGCUGAUAAAGCUAGCGGCGAAGCGGCCACAGAGGGCCCCUUCGCCACCGCAGCCCCUCGACCCCGAGCCGACACCGGACCGGGCGCCGCUGAGACACAUCGUCAUAGAUGGCAGCAAUGUCGCUAUGAGUCACGGCAACAAAGAGGUGUUCUCAUGCCGAGGUAUCGAGAUUUGCGUGGACUGGUUCCGCGCGAGAGGUCACAAGGAAAUCACGGUCUUCGUACCGAAGUGGCGGAAAGAAGCUUCGAGACCCGACAACCCCGUGUCCGACCGCGACUCGCUCGAGCGGUUGGAACGUGAUCGCGUGCUGGUCUACACACCCAGCAGGCUCCUUGGCGGGAAACGCCUCAUUUGCUACGACGACAGAUACAUACUGAGACUCGCCGCAGAAACGGACGGAAUUGUAGUUUCUAAUGACAACUACAGAGACCUAGCAGCAGAGAGCCCCGAAUUCAGGAAAGUUAUCGAGGAAAGGUUGCUCAUGUAUUCCUUCGUCAACGACCGGUUCAUGCCGCCAGACGACCCUCUCGGUAGGUCUGGACCGACGCUAGACGCUUUCCUCCGCGCCCCUCCUUCCCGCGCUGACCCCCCACCCCCCUGCCCCUACGGAAGGAAAUGUACGUACGGCAACAAAUGCAAGUUCCACCACCCAGAAAGAGCCGGCAGACCGCACAAGUCGGUCGCGGAAAAAUUGUCUGAACGCGCGGCCAGGAAAGCGCAUUUGCACACCCUAAGCCUGCCGCCUGGUGGGAGACCGACGGAUAAUAAGAAGCCGUUAGCGAGAGCACAUUCAGCCACUCCAAGAUUGGCUGAUCCAACGCUUGCAACACAUUUCGAUAGAGCCCAAAUUCAACCGGGACCUUCACACCCCCCACCCGACGCGAAUCCGCAUAGGAAACUAGCUCGACAGCUAACAUUGAACCCGGCGUGUGAUCCGAGAUUACACGCAACUGCCGCUAGAGUAUCGUCUGCGCCUGUCGGCGCUAUGGGUGCUAUGCCCCCACACAUGGCCGGAGUGUCCAUAUCUCCUUGCGCAUCAGAAGGCGCUCUCCAACUCUGGGAAGCCAGGAGACGAAUGCACUAUCACUUGGCUAACAUCUUUCCAGAAGCGCAAGUCGCGGAAGUAAUGGCUGCGUACCCAGAAGAAACGGACGCGCAGAAGAUGUGCGCUAUCAUCCUGGCGCGGUACAGGCCGAGCGAAGCGACACUUCCUCAUCCUAUACACUGAGGAGACAAAUUCAAAUAAUGGUCGAGGAUUAUUCUCAAUUUAUGUGGAAAUCGAGCUUUAAUUCGCCGAUCAAUUCAGGAUUUGAAUAUGGAAUUGAUUCUAGCUUUGCAUACCUCAUUUAAAUUAUUUGGCUAAAUGAGAAGUAGUGGACCUGUGGAGCUCAGGAUUAUAGAAAGAUUGUCGAUGUUGUUGCCUUGCUGCGUUUGAAACAACGAAAUCUCUUGACGCUUUAUGUCACUAUUAUUAUUUGGAUUGACUUGCUGUGCCAAUGUAUGAAUGGUGAUUUUAUCAUUCGAAGGCAUUUAGUUGACUUUUUUUAUGUGCUUCUAAGAAGCAUAUGGUGUUAUUUAAUUGACUUAAAUUUAGACACCAUUUAAAUGUACAAAUUCAUGUUAAAUUUAUACUUUUUUCAUUGUAUCAUUAAAGGUAAUCACAAUAAAUAACCAUUUUAGAAAUUCUAGUGCCUCAAAUAACAUUGCCCUUUUUAUAUCCUCUUUAAUAGGCUUUUAAUAACAUAGUUUUAUAUUGCAAUAACAUUAGAUAAAGUUGUGUGAUGGUAUAAAUCAUUAUUGGUACUAUGUACCAAAUUGAAUUCUUUAUCUUAUAGUUAAUAAAUUAUAAGUUUUAUAGGUUAUAUGAUAUAUAAUAUAUGUCCCUAAUAAAUUUAUUUACAUUUAUCAAAAUCAUGAUUUUGUAUAAAAGCAUAGCUUAACUAAAAUGCACCUUUGGCGUUGGCCAAUUUAUUAUUGUAUAAGCAAAAUAAGACAUUUAAUAUAGGGUAACAUAUAUAUGGUCACUGUAUAACAUAUUUUAUUGUUGAAGGCCAGAUAAAAGUAAAAUAGUCAUUUUAUAUAGAAAUAAUUUUGUAACACUGUUUGAUUUGUAUUAAAUUGAACUUAUGAAAACCUUAAUGCAAUGCAUACAAUCGUAAGAUAUAUGUUAUCUACAAAUGUGAAGUGCUCCAUACAUUUUUGUAGUUAUUUUUUUAUUAUUUUAUGGAGUAUUGCACUUAGUAUAAUAACGGGAAUUGAAUUUCACCAACAGUAUAUGUAAAACAUCUUAUGUGUUGAUGAAAUUUGAUUGAUUGAGUACUCAAAAUAGAAAUACAUCAUACAAGCUUUUUGCAAGAUUUUGAGUACUAUGGAAACAUUUCCUAGAGAAAUGGCAAACAUUGUUGUCUUUUUUGACAUAGGUAUAGCAAAAUAAAUAAAUAAAUUGUCAAA